Messenger RNA from Hymenoscyphus albidus, 2793 nucleotides. The record is from the annotation of a GenBank genome assembly. Lineage: Eukaryota; Fungi; Ascomycota; Leotiomycetes; Helotiales; Helotiaceae.
CAAGGGUCCAUCACCCGGGUCCUCCGCCCAGAGUCACAAGCUACUGAGUAUCCAGCCAGCAUCGAUCAUUCGAUUCACUCCAAUGCUUUUGAAACACGAACUACUCCAGGUUUUGAAGGACCAGUGACAACAUCAACGUGCAUAUUCACCGGCACACAGACAUUUCGCCAUUCCCUUCCAUCACUACGUUUACUAGUACCUACGGAAGAUUCACUUUGAUACCCAGGCGUACCAUUCGCCCAACUCCACCCUGGCUAAACCCCCCCUCCCCAAGCGGUCUGCUCUCCUAGCUGUCUUCUUCUUCAUCACCAUCACAGCAAUCCUGGCUUCCACACGACUCGGUCCACGACUGACCUCUCUCUUCAACCAAGUUCGUCCCUACGUCUACACACCAAAACCACAAACCACACACCUCCGUCCCAUCCAAACCUCCAACAUGGCACCAAAGAAAUACCAGAAGCCACCCCAGGCACCGCCCCUCUUCACUGCUUCGGUAACCAGCUUGGUCGAGGAUGCGAAGAGCAUCUGUGAUCGCUCGCGUGCUAUGCUGGACAAAAUUGUAGCGGAUGUCACGCCGGAUUCUGCGACUUUUGCGAAUGUUGUCUUGCCCAUUGUCACGGACGAGGACCAGGCUGCGUUGAAGACGAGGGUCAUUGGCUUUUAUCAGGCGGUCUCGGCGGAUCAGGCACUAAGGGAUGCGAGUUCCAAGGCGGAGGAGAUUUUAGAUCAGUUUAAUAUUGAGGCUAGUAUGCGGGAGGAUAUUUACAAGCUUGUUGAAGCUGCGUAUCAGAAGGGGGAGGAUCUAGACCCGGAGAGUAAGAGACUCUUGGAAAAGGAACGAAAGAGCUUUAUUCGCAAUGGAUUGGGUAUUCCAGCUGGGGAGAAGAGAGAUCGGUUCAAGGAGAUUAAGAAGAGGUUGGCCACGAUUCAGGUUCAGUUCUCCAAGAAUUUGAACGAGGAGAAUGGUGGGCUUUGGUUUACCAAGGAGGAGUUGGAAGGAGUACCCGAGGAUGUACUUUCGGGACUGCAUAAGGGUGAGGGUGAGAAUGAGGGGAAGUUGAAAUUGAGCUUCAAGUACCCGGAUCUAUUCCCUACCCUGAAGUUUGCCGUUAAUGCCGACACGAGAAAGAAGGUGUUUAUGGAGAAUGAGAAUAAGGUAAGCGUUCUCUUUUACGCGCAAGACAAAAUGAAUUAAUAUUCGAAACAGUGUAAUGACAAUGUACCUCUUUUCAGAGAGGCUAUCGUUCUACGAGACGAAGCCGCCAGACUUCUGGGAUACAAAGACCAUGCUUCCUUCAAAUUAGAAGAAAAGAUGGCUAAGAAUCCUGAAACUGUUAAUGAUUUCUUGAGUGACCUGAGAACUCAAUUGACACCUGGUGGAAAGAAGGAAAUCGAGCAUUUGCUGGAGCUCAAGUCCGAAGAUUUGAAAUCAAGAGGAACGGAGACAACCAAUGAUGGAAAUUAUUAUCUUUGGGAUCAUCGAUACUAUAGCCGCAUCAUGGUUGAGAAGGAGUUUUCGGUUGAUGAGCAGAAGAUUGCCGAGUAUUUUCCUCUUCAAAGUACCAUUGAUGGUAUGCUUAGCAUUUUUGAGGAGCUGUUUGGUUUUGUUUUCAUUGAGGUCUCGGGAGAGGACCGCGAUAAGAUUUCAGGUAUGUAUCAGCCAGUGAAUACGACAAGUUUCAUAUACUAAUGAAAACCAGAAUCCGGCAAAGGCCCUGAUAUUGUAUGGCACGAGGAUGUCAAACUUUACAGCGUUUGGGAUGAUGAGGGAGAGGGAAGUGGCUUUGUUGGCUACCUUUACCUUGAUCUCCAUCCUCGCCCAGGAAAAUAUGGCCACGCCGCCAACUUCUCUCUUCAGCCAGGUUUCCUUUUCGCUAAUGGCACUCGUCGUCACCCAGCAACAGCUUUGGUUUGUAACUUCUCCAAGCCAACAGCAACUAAACCAUCACUUCUCAAGCAUGACGAAGUCGUUACUCUUUUCCACGAAUUGGGACAUGGUAUCCACGACUUGGCUGGACGAACAAGAUACUCUCGCUUCCACGGUACAUCUGUCGUACGAGAUUUCGUCGAAGCACCAAGUCAAAUGCUUGAGAACUGGUGUUGGACCGCAUCCCAACUCAAAUCCCUAAGUUCACACUACCUCACCAAGGAACAAAUCUCCGACGAUCUGCUCGAGAAGCAAAUCAGCUCCAAACACGUCAAUGACGCACUCUUCAACCUCCGGCAACUCCACUUCGGUAUCUACGACAUGACCAUCCACACGCCCUCCUCCCACGCCAAAGCAGAAGCCUUCAAGCUCUCGGGGCUCUACAACGAUCUCCGUGUCCAGAUUUCCGGUAUCAAAGGUCCUGAAGAGCUAGGAUUGAAGAAUGAUUGGGGUAAUGGAGAGGCCACUUUUGGUCAUCUGAUUGGAGGUUAUGAUGCGGGUUAUUAUGGAUACCUCAGUAGUCAGGUCUACAGCACUGAUAUGUUUUAUUCUGUAUUUAAGAAGGAUCCUAUGAAUAAGGUUGAGGGACGCCGGUAUAGACAUCAGGUGUUGGAGAAGGGGGGAAGUCAGGAUGAGAUGACGACGUUGGAGGGGUUCUUGGGCAGGAAACCUAGUACGGAGGCGUUUUAUCAGGAUUUGGGGUUGAAGAGUAAAUAAGCCACUUUGGUGAUCUUAGGUGUUGCGGUGUGAGGGGUGGGGGUAAAGGAAGGGUAGAUGGAGAAGCUUGAUUUGGUGUUGAUGAGGGUAUUUGUAAGAAGCGAGAAGUACCUAGGUAGAUUUUUGGGAAUGAAAAGGUUUUUACGUUA